AUGUCUAAACGAAACUCGACCAGACUUGCCAAUGGCGCUGCUUCCGCUGCCGACCAGCCCGUCCCCAGCUACCUCCUCACUGGCAAAGUUGCUCUCGUAACUGGAUCAGGGCGAGGAAUGGGUCGUGAGACUGCUCUCGAACUUGCCCGUCGUGGCGCCGAUGUUGUCGUCAACUACGCCAACUCCUCCAAGGCCGCUGACGAGCUGGUCGACGAGAUCAAGGCUCUCGGCCGCGACGCGAUCGCCGUCAAAGCCAACGUAUCCGAUGUCUCACAGAUCGUCGAUAUGUUCGAGCAGGCCAAGAAGCACUUUGGCAAGCUGGACAUCGUGGUCUCAAACUCGGGUGUCGUUUCCUUCGGCCACUUGAAGGACGUCACCCCGGAAGAGUUCGACCGUGUCUUCAACAUUAACACCCGAGGCCAAUUCUUCGUGGCCCGGGAAGCCUACAAGAACCUCGAGGUCGGUGGCCGCAUCAUCCUGAUGGGUUCCAUCACCGGCCAGGCCAAGGGUGUCCCCAAGCACGCCGUUUACUCGGGCUCAAAGGGUGCCAUUGAGACCUUUGUCCGCUGCAUGGCUAUCGACUGCGGUGACAAGAAGAUCACCGUCAACGCCGUUGCUCCCGGUGGUAUCAAGACCGAUAUGUACCACGCCGUCUGCAGAGAGUACAUUCCCAACGGCAUGAACCUGUCGGAUGACCAGGUCGACGAGUACGCCGCCACAUGGUCGCCCAUGAACCGUGUCGGCCAGCCCAUUGAUGUUGCCCGUGUCACCUGCUUCCUUGCCUCCCAAGACGGCGAGUGGGUGAAUGGCAAGGUCAUCGGCAUUGACGGUGCUGCCUGCAUGUAA
Fonsecaea nubica is the source of this 846-nucleotide messenger RNA. RefSeq names its product trihydroxynaphthalene reductase. Lineage: Eukaryota; Fungi; Ascomycota; Eurotiomycetes; Chaetothyriales; Herpotrichiellaceae. The coding region runs from base 1 to 846 and encodes 281 amino acids. Gene Ontology annotation, molecular function: oxidoreductase activity. The transcript is spliced from 2 exons. The record is from RefSeq and is a predicted model, not a curated record.